AUGAUUUGUACCGUUUCGAGUGCUCAGUCCGAGAGCCGUUUGUCCAGCGUCAUUCGUGCCAAAGCUAUCCCAGAGCUAUCCAAUAUAGGAACUAUCCCGAUAUUAUGCUUCGAUUAUACACUUGAGCUUAGUCACUACAUCACCGAUGACCAACUGACUCGUAACCACCUACUCGACAGUCCGUCACAAGCACAUCACCAAAAACACCUACAUUAA
Messenger RNA from Fusarium mangiferae, 216 nucleotides. RefSeq lists its product as uncharacterized. The transcript has 2 exons. The record is from RefSeq and is a predicted model, not a curated record. Lineage: Eukaryota; Fungi; Ascomycota; Sordariomycetes; Hypocreales; Nectriaceae. Bases 1 to 216 code for a protein of 71 amino acids.